UUUAAAAUAUGAUUUCAGCUGUAUAAAUGAUAUGACCAUUCAACAGUACCUUGCUGAUACUUCUAUUUUUUUAGGCUUUGAAAGGCAUCAACAAUGACUACAGAUGUUCAGCCAAGGUUACCACAUAUCAGUUUGGAAUUUUAGUCAGGCAAAAGCAUUUUAAGGAAAUGGAUUAGUUAAAAUCAGGGGAACACUAGUUUUGGAUCUUUACAACAGAGAUUCAUGUCUUUAAUUUCUACAGCUAUAUAUCGCAUGAAUCUGUGGCCACCAUUAUAGCUAAAGGAUUGAUUUGGUCCCUCUUCAUUUUAGAAUAAAAUUAGAUCAGUCUAGUGACAUACUUGCUGCACUAAAGUCAAGGAGAAAACUCCCAUUGAUUUCACUGAAGUCAAUUAAUCACCAAGAUUUCUUACAGCAAGAUCCCACAAACAUGUAUGUUCAGUCAUCAAGGUUUGAAAAACUUUUACAAGUUUUGACAGCACUUUAUGUUAAAAUAUGUGCAUGUUAUCUGAACCAUAAUUAACAGAUUAGAACAUUCAUGGUGAGUGUUGGAUAAAAUUCUUUCCCAUUUAUAUUUAAGUAUCUUGUCAGUUCUUUGCAUUUUAAAACUUCACACAGGGACCAAUUUUGCAUCUACUGGAACUGCUAACAGAGCUUCCAGUAUUUUCAAUGCACUAUGAUCAAACCUUUAAAGAGUAAAAUACUGAUGUGCUGAUUAUUAUUUUUAUGAUUGGGAAGUGGUAACAGUAAAUGAGAGCAAGAAAACAACUGCAAUGUAACAAGACCUGAUUAUUAUAAUCUGUAAUGAUGUAUAUAGUGCCAAAAGGUGGUACUAAGGAAUCAUUUCUGAGUAAUGUUGUAUAUAAAGUAUAUUCCAUGUUAAUCUGACUGAAAUUUUGUCUAUUUUCACUGCUUAUUAAACAACCAAAUUUGCUUAUGGAACUCACAAUUACUCUGAGAGUUUGUGUAUUUUCUUAUACAGUCAUAUGCUAAUCUGCCUUAUGGAAAAAAAAAACUCAGCUUGUUUCAGUUACAUCUGAAAAACAGAGACUUAAACACUUGCAUUCAAUUCAGGAUUCCAGCUUUGGUAUCUAAAUAAUGAGUUGUCCUGAUCAAGACAUACUGGGCCAGGCUUUCGAAGAUGCAUUAGAGGUGCUGCAGCAGCACUCUGACACUGAAAUGCAAUAUUCACCAGGUUAUAGAAAUUGCCUGACUGUGAUCAACCAUCAUCCUCACUUCCGAGCAAGUGCCAACUACUCUGCAGCACCAUCUGCAGAGGACCCAGGAUAUAGCUGGAGAAAUGUAAUAAACAGUGCAGCGGAUUUUUGUGCAGAUGAAACUGUCUACCACACUCUGCAGAAUAUUCCAGAAAAUCAAGUGAUGCAUGCUGCUGCUGGCCAGCCAAAAGCAGGGAAAGGUAGAAAAAAACUUCGACUGUUUGAGUACCUCCAUGAGUCUCUGUAUGAUCCAGCUAUGGCAAACUGCAUCCAAUGGGUGGAUAAGCCCAAUGGUGUCUUCCAGUUUGUCUCCAAAAACAAGGAGAAACUUGCAGAGCUGUGGGGAGAAAGAAAGGGAAACCGCAAGAUCAUGACAUAUCAGAAAAUGGCCAGAGCACUGAGGAAUUAUGGAAGAACAGGUGAAAUCAUUAAAAUUCGAAGGAAGCUGACAUACCAGUUCAGUGCAGUUGUUUUACAGAGACUUUCUCCAUCUUAUUUCUUGGGAAAAGAAACAGUUUAUCAUCCAUACAUUCAGUCUAAUCAAGAAUAUCAGUGUGCAGAUGACUGGAUCAAUUACAAUAAUUACAUGUAUAACAAUGGUUAUGCAUUACAGCAUGCUAACAGCUAGACACAUCUUUCACAUAAACAGGCUUUCCAGCUCAGGAACUCUUCUCUACACAUGGCUUUUCUUUUAAAAUAUCUUACCAACACACACUGAGGAGGGUUUUAAAAAUGGCUUUGGCCUAGUUUUGUACUUUUUGAAGUUAAUUACAGUCAGUGACUAUUCAAGAAAAGCAGCAGCUCUAGGGCAGGUUUUGUUCUCUGUUACAUUAAUCAGAGGAAUUCCUUCAGAUUAAGUUACUAUACCCAAGAUCAGGAACAAGGCUUUUGCCUGCUACUGGGCACAAAAGAUCCCAUCCUGAUAACAGCCCUCUUACAACAGUCAUUGUCUUUGUUGGAAGUUUUGCAUAUAUCCCCAACAUUUACAAUCAGAAUUUAGAUGCUAUUGUACUCUAGCACACACAUUCUGUAUCAGCUGGAUGCAUGUGAAUUAGAAAGGGAAGAGAUUUGCCAACUGUGUGAAGCUACUAUCUGCUUUUUUCAUCAAUGCUUUCUAUUAACAGACGUUUUGUGAGUAAAUGUUUGGCUGAAGUGUAGAGUCCACAUGAAGGUGCACCUGUUGGCAAAGUUGUUAAUCCUUAAUCACUUAAAUUAACAUAUCUUAGCACAGAUCCUGACAUAUGGUAUUAGGAUGGCCAGGUGCACAUUUCACUGUUGGCAGUGGAUUCGUUGGGAGAGCGACCAUAUCAUGACAGAGUUAGUAAAGGAUUAUGCUUUUUAUGAAGUUAUUUACAGUUCUUCCCCCACUAAUAUGAGAAGCUGCACUUUUGUCCAGCAGUUUUAUGUUCAGCUGACAAACAGCUUUGUUAUUUAUAAUCUCUUUUGUAUUAUAACUUUAUAUAUAUACACAUACAACUUCACUUCUCCAACUUCUUUUCCUGCAUGGUGGUGUAGCCAAAAGACUCAGUGGUUUUGCACUCUUUUCAUGGGGAAGGAGAACUAAAUUUAGGUGAAGAGAGAGUACUAGCCAUUUAUGCCAGGGUGAUACCUGUAGGUCUACUUUUUCUCAUACUUCUGCUUCCUGGCACCCUUGCAUCAUCAUUUGUAUUGGCUGUUGUGCCAAAAUACUUCCAUUCAGCUGCAUUCAAUUGCAUGUUCUGCAUUUUGCUCCAGGUGCCUGCAAGCCCAGAUAUUGAUAAAGUCAAAAUUGAUUUGUACAGAGAGAUAUAAAUGGUGGCGUAAUAUUUUUGAUGAAAUUCACUGACUUUGAUAGUUACUCUUUGCUCUAAGCAGGAGCUUACUUCUACAGAGAAAUCAUUUUAUGUGAUAGAUGCAAUACAACACUCCCUACUCAAGCAAAAAUCAAUGUUUUCAGUUAAGAGAUGGAAGAUGCAUACUCCUAUAAAUAUGAGUCAUGUUAAAUAGCACUAAAAGCAGUCCCAGAUUUUCAGUCAGUGAACAUCUGCCAAAAUAAGAAGGUCAUGACUGUGUUGUUAAUAUUCUGUUUUCAGUGUAGUUUCCUGAACUAUGUAAGCUUUAAUGACAAAAUAAACACAAGAAUGCCUCUGCUCCCGUAGAACGGAAUCUGGAUCCUGCUGUAACAUUGUAUGUAGUGGGAAUUUUACUCUUACAAAGGACUGAGGUCUUUCAGUUGGGAUGCCUUCAUUGUAUGAGCACAUAUGUAAAUACAGCAUUUCAAAUGCACACGCACUUGCCAAGAAACUGCACAGUUUAGUUAUUCUGCAUCUGUUACCCAGUGCACACUGACUUACGUUAUUUACUAGGCUGAUAACAUACACCAGGUUAAGAGUCUGCUUUGUGCAACAUGCUUCCUUUAUCAGAAUGUUCAGAUUCAUUUUUCUCACUCUCAUCUACUUGUUAAGGAAAUAAAUACUUAUUCAGA
Dromaius novaehollandiae (emu) is the source of this 3678-nucleotide messenger RNA. RefSeq names its product Spi-C transcription factor (gene SPIC). The record is from RefSeq and is a predicted model, not a curated record. Lineage: Eukaryota; Metazoa; Chordata; Aves; Casuariiformes; Dromaiidae. Gene Ontology annotation, biological process: regulation of transcription by RNA polymerase II; cell differentiation. The transcript is spliced from 6 exons. Gene Ontology annotation, molecular function: DNA-binding transcription factor activity, RNA polymerase II-specific; sequence-specific DNA binding. Gene Ontology annotation, cellular component: nucleus. Bases 1096 to 1842 code for a protein of 248 amino acids.